Clupea harengus (Atlantic herring) is the source of this 1885-nucleotide messenger RNA. Its product is annotated as rab GDP dissociation inhibitor beta-like. Lineage: Eukaryota; Metazoa; Chordata; Actinopteri; Clupeiformes; Clupeidae. Gene Ontology annotation, biological process: vesicle-mediated transport; protein transport; small GTPase-mediated signal transduction. Gene Ontology annotation, cellular component: cytoplasm. The record is from RefSeq and is a predicted model, not a curated record. Gene Ontology annotation, molecular function: Rab GDP-dissociation inhibitor activity.
CACCAUCUUUAUUGGGCCUCUGUAUUGCUGAUAGGAUUAUCGCAGGGGGUGUCCAUGCUUGGAAUGAGUGAUUAAUAUACUCACGUACACGCCAUAUGCCAAGAUGAACAGGGGAGUUGUCCUGCUGCCUAACUGUGAAGGCAGGGACAUCUGCAUUUGAGUCAUAGGGUGCUUCUCAGGUGUAGACAAUGCAGGAGUAUGAUAUUAUUGUUCUCGGGACUGGACUCAAGGAAUGUAUUCUUUCAGGCCUCUUGUCAGUAGGUGGGAAGAAAGUUCUUCACAUUGACCGCAAUCCAUACUAUGGAGGGGAAAGUGCCUCAAUCUCUCCCCUGGAAGAGCUCUAUAAAAAAUUCCAGGUCUCAGGUCCCCCUAAAUCUUUUGGGCUUGGAAAAGACUGGAAUGUUGACCUCAUUCCCAAAUUCACACUGGCUAAUGGUCUACUGGUGAAGAUGCUUCUGUACACAGAUGUGACCCGCUAUCUGGAUUUUAAAGCGGUGGAGGGUAGCUAUGUGUUCCGAGGUGGAAAGGUUCACAAAGUCCCAUCAACAGAGGCAGAGGCCACAGCUUCAGAUCUAAUGGGGAUGUUUGACAAGCGCAGAUUCCGGAAGCUUCUGCAGUUCAUUCAUAACUUUGAAGAGGGCAACCCACGAACAUACCAUGAGAUGGACCCCAGGAGGACCACAAUGCAAGAGGUGUUCCGUCAUUUUGACCUGGGCCAGGAUGUCAUAGAAUUCAUGGGACAUACCAUGGCAUUGCACCAAACUGAUGAUUACCUGGAUCAGCCCUGCAUAAACACCAUCCAAAGGAUCAAACUGUACACUGACUCCUUGGCUCGCUCCAAUUACAGUCCCUACCUCUACCCUGUGUAUGGCCUGGGAGAAAUACCUCAGGGCUUUGCCAGGCUGAGUCCAGGGCAUGGCGGUACAAACAUUUUGAAUCGACAGGUGGAUAACAUUGUGAUGGAGAAUGGAAAGGUUGUCGGGAUAAAAUCUGGAAAGGAUAUGUUUCGCUGUAAGCAGCUGAUCUGUGACCCUAGCUACGUGCCACAUCGUGUGAAGAAAGUGGGACGAGUGAUACGGGUCAUCUGCCUGCUAGACCAUCCAAUCAAGAACACGCACGACGCCAACUCGUGUCACAUCAUCAUCCCUCAAGCACAGGUCAAUCGCAAGUCAGAUAUCUACAUCUGCAUGGUCUCAUACACUCACAAUGUAGCAGCUGACGGGAAGUAUGUUGCCGUGGUGAGCACUACUGUGGAAACCAGUAACCCUGAGAAGGAAGUUCAGCCAGGACUGGCACUGCUGGAGCCCAUCCAGCAAAAAUUUGUCUCCAUCAGCAACUUGAUGACCCCAAAAGAUGAUGGGAGGCGGAGUCAGAUCUUUGUCUCUCGCUCCUAUGAUGCAACAACACAUUUUGAGACGGAGUGUGAUGACAUCAAGGACAUGUACUACCGCAUCACAGGCACAGAAUUCACCACUGGAGACAUACAGAGAGACCAGUCCGAUGAUGAAGAGGUUGAAUAGAUGUCAGAGUAACAUUUGUGAAGGUCAUGGUGAAAAAUGAGCAUUUACAAUUAUUUGGGUUGACAUUGGGUUGUUGGGUUGUUGUUGUUAUUUUGUUUAUCCAUAAUCAGAGACUCCUUAAAUAAACUGGUUAACCUCUGUUCAUAUGAUAUUUAUCAUUAGACACUAAAAACGAAAUGGUGUACAAACUGAUUUUCCCAAUAAAGACCAGUACACUGUCAUAUCUCUCCUCUCUGGAUCCUCUAUAUUUUACAUGGUUUCAUUGUGUAUUUUGCAGUGGAUGAGGAUGACUGUCUGUUAUUUUCAUCAAUAAUGUACAUUAUUUUUUUGUUAGAAGACUACUCCAAUAAAGUCAGUCAAAUGCA